Messenger RNA from Penaeus vannamei (Pacific white shrimp), 2325 nucleotides. The record is from RefSeq and is a predicted model, not a curated record. NCBI's taxonomy places the organism in Eukaryota, Metazoa, Arthropoda, Malacostraca, Decapoda, Penaeidae.
AAGGGAAGAGCAGCAAAUGUAAGGCACCGUGGGGACAUACAGUACAGGCACUCGCGACCACACUCUCCCAUGGAGAUGCAUAAAAAGCGCAAAUACCAUCACCAGGAUCACUAUGCGGUUGCAGAUGGGAUAGAUGAGGUGACUGUCCUCAGCGAAGAAGAGGAGGAUGGUGAGUACGAAGACACUGUUAUCAGCCAUGAUGAGAGGAAAGGCUCCAAUGAGAGAAAGUCAGAUGAAGAUAGAAAGAAGAAGAAGAAGAGAAGAAAAGAAGUCGAUGAUACAGUGAAGGAGGAGCCCAGAAUGGAGCAGUCCGACACAGCGGGGAGUGGCUCGUCUGACAGCGAAUCGGAUUCGGAGAGGGUACGCUCACCAACACCCCCUCAGAGGAACCAGUACCAUUCCGAUAGUACCAGUAGUGAAACAGAAGUCGAAGAGGAAGUGAAGAAGGAGGAGGAUGUCAUGGAAGCAAAAGAUACAGCUGCCGACCAGUUGUCAGUGUCAGGGAGUGGAUCAGCAUCAGCGAGGUCUGGCACUUUGUCUCCCUCCCAGGCAGGACGCUAUGAGGACUCACCCAGAGUAGAGGAUCGUCGUUCAGACCGAGAAGAGGCAGAGUAUUUGGAUGACUCUCCCCCAGAAUCUCCGGUAGAGUUGAAGGAGCAACUGCCUUCGUACUAUCCAGCCAUCAUGGGAUGUCGUUCAGUCGAUGAGUUUGAAUGCCUCAAUAGAAUUGAAGAAGGAACAUAUGGGGUGGUCUAUAGAGCCAGGGAAAAGGCCACGAACCAGAUAGUUGCCUUGAAAAGACUGAAAAUGGAGAAGGAGAAGGAGGGUUUCCCCAUCACGUCGCUGCGAGAGGUCAAUACGCUGUUGAAGGGCCAGCACGAGAACAUUGUGACUGUGCGAGAAAUUGUUGUGGGGAGCAACAUGGAUAAGAUUUAUAUUGUAAUGGAUUAUGUGGAACAUGACCUGAAGAGCUUGAUGGAGACAAUGCGUCUGAAGAAGCAGAUGUUUACUAUUGGAGAGGUCAAGACGCUCAUGAUACAGCUGUUAAGAGCUGUACAUCACCUACACGACAACUGGAUUCUGCACAGGGAUCUUAAAACUUCCAAUCUGCUGCUUUCACAUCGAGGAAUUCUAAAGGUGGGUGAUUUUGGGCUGGCCAGAGAGUAUGGAUCGCCACUCAAACACUACACACCUAUCGUUGUCACACUGUGGUACCGAGCACCCGAGUUGCUGUUAGGAUCCAAACAAUACUCUACGCAUAUCGAUGUGUGGUCUGUUGGAUGUAUUUUUGGAGAACUGCUAGGCAUGGAGCCCAUGUUUCCUGGCAAAUCAGAGAUUGAUCAACUGAACAAAAUUUUCAAGGACCUGGGAACGCCGAGUGAAAAGAUCUGGCCUGGGUACAGCCAGCUGCCCUUAGUGAAGAAGACUCAGUUUGCAGAUUAUCCAUACAAUCAUCUCCGUGAGAGGUUCAAGACAAGGCUGUCCGACCAAGGCUUCAACCUGCUCAAUAGAUUUCUGACCUACAACCCACCAAAGCGCAUUACCUGCCAGGAGGGGCUGUAUCAUGAGUACUUCGAUAAGGAGCCUCCUCUGCCCAUUGACCCUGCCAUGUUCCCCACCUGGCCAGCCAAGUCAGAGAACCCGCACGGCCGCUCCAAAAAGACAGGCAUCAGUCCCAAGCCCCCGUCAGGAGGGAAGAACUUCAAGGAUCUGGUUGAUGAAACUGAAGAACUUGCGGCCAGAGGAUUCUUCGUGGGUGGAGCGAAUUCCAGUGGGCCAGGGUUCGUGCUGAAGAUGUGAGGAGAAGACUUCGGCAGUUUAGAAAAGUCUACUGAAGGCUUCAGAUUUUGCCGGGAUUGUAAAUGGGUGGAAUAUUUUUAUUUCUUUUACCGAUAUUUUUUCCCCAUUUUGGUGGGAGAGGUGAAGUGUUGGGUUUGUUGAAUUUCAGUAAUGAAAUAAGGGUAUAGAUUUAAUUUUUUUUUUUUUUUUUGAGUGAAUUCAGCCGCAGUUUCUUGUUUAAUCUUGUAACAUAGAAAAGGUAUGCACUAUUUUUCUUCAUCAAUUAUAUUAGACUUUGGAAUAGUGAUACAAAACCUAAUGACAGGAAUUUUAAGACUCCUUGAAAUGUACAUUUUGAUUAGAUAUUUAUGGCAAAUCCGUGAAUGUCAUGUUUUUAUAUUUAGGUUUCUUUUUUAGCAGUAUGGAAUAUUAAUUGUUUUAAAUUAUUGAUAAUACAGGUGAGCAGAUUCUAGAUGGGUUUCCCUGAAAUACUGUGUAUUCUCCUAGGGAUUUUGUAUAUAAAACCUGAAUAAAGUAAUUUUUAUA